Messenger RNA from Penicillium daleae, 1530 nucleotides. RefSeq lists its product as uncharacterized. The record is from RefSeq and is a predicted model, not a curated record. NCBI's taxonomy places the organism in Eukaryota, Fungi, Ascomycota, Eurotiomycetes, Eurotiales, Aspergillaceae. Gene Ontology annotation, molecular function: transmembrane transporter activity. Gene Ontology annotation, biological process: transmembrane transport. Gene Ontology annotation, cellular component: membrane. The coding region runs from base 1 to 1530 and encodes 509 amino acids. The transcript has 6 exons.
AUGACUAAAACCAGUGAGAUAAACGAGGCCCCAGAGGUCGUGGAGAUGGAUGUGGUGAAGGAGCAGAUGAACUACGACCUCAUCGAUCGUGAAGUUGCCGAGUAUGCAAACGCGACGAUUGUGGAGGUCGAUGAAGCCACGAAUCGUCGGCUCAAAAAAUUGAUUGAUAAGCGUGUGAUGGUAGUCAUGGUUGUCACCUACCUCAUCCAGACUUUGGACAAAGGAACCAUGUCUUAUGCGUCGAUUAUGGGAAUUCAAGAAGAUGCCCACUUGGUGGGCCAACAGUACUCGUGGAUGACGACGAUCCUAUACAUGAUCAUUUUAGUAGUGGAAUUUCCGGAAAAUUGGAUCAUCCAGCGAGUCCCGAUUGCCAAGUGGCUAUCGGGUAAUAUUAUAUUGUGGGGUGUGACCCUUUCUCUUCAGGCUGCAAUGAAGAAUUUCAAAGGCCUUAUUGCGCUUCGAGCCUUCCUAGGUGUGUUUGAAGCUGUCAGCCAACCAGCGUUCACUUUGUUGUCGUCUAUCUGGUACACACGAGAGGAGCAGGGUGGAGCUGUCACAUUCUGGUUCAUGAUGAAUGGAUUGAAUCAAAUUCUCGGUGGCCUUUUGGCAUUCUGUUUCUCGUUCAUUCCGAGCACUUCUCCGAUCAGCUCGUGGCAAGCUCUUUUCAUGGCAUAUGGUAUCAUGACAGUCUUCUGGGGUGCAUUUGUUGGCUGGUGGAUGCCUGACUCUCCCAUGAGAGCACACUGCUUUACUGAGAGUGACAAGCAUCUUAUGGUCGAACGUGUACGUCGCAACCGUACCGGCUUGCAAAAUCGCAAAUUCCGCAAGGAACAGGCGUGGGAAGUUGUCAAGGAUCCCCAAGUUUAUGCCAUCGCACUUAUCCAGCUUUUGCUCACUAUUCCCUCUGGUGGACUCGGUGCAUUCAACAACAUUAUUGUCAAGUCAUUCGGCUUCACCACUUGGCAAACCCAGCUGCUUCAGAUGGUCUCCGGUGUCGUCCAACUCACGGCCAUGCUGAGUGCUGUCUGGAUUGAAAGACGUUACAAGCAGACCAUAUUCGUCAUGAUGGCCUCGAUCGUACCUACAAUCGCCGGCGUCAUCGUCCUUUUAACUGUUCCCUUUUCGCACGACAAGCGUGUCGGCCUUCUUUUCGCUUACUAUAUCAUGAUCGCUUACUGGGGAUGUGCUGGUCUCGCCCUUUCCAUCGUGACACGUAAUGUUGCCGGUCAGACCAAAAAGAGUAUAGUCAUCGCCUGCAAUUUCGUUUUUUGGGCUGUCGGAAAUGCUAUUGGUCCGCAGACCUUCCAGUCAAAGGAUGCGCCACGCUAUUUCCCAGCACUGGCAGCGGUGUUGGGUUGUUUUGUGCUCUUGGAGGUUGUUCUCCUUUCGCUACGCACUUGGUACAUCACUGAAAACAAGAAACGCGACCGGAAAGUUGAGCAAGGAGAGGUGGCCGCCGACACAGCAUUUGCUCACUCGUUCGAAGAUAUUACUGACCGGGAGAACCCGAACUUCCGUUACAUCUACUGA